Messenger RNA from Laetiporus sulphureus 93-53, 1412 nucleotides. RefSeq names its product DnaJ-domain-containing protein. The record is from RefSeq and is a predicted model, not a curated record. The transcript is spliced from 5 exons. Lineage: Eukaryota; Fungi; Basidiomycota; Agaricomycetes; Polyporales; Laetiporaceae. The coding region runs from base 23 to 1141 and encodes 372 amino acids. Gene Ontology annotation, cellular component: spliceosomal complex. Gene Ontology annotation, biological process: spliceosomal complex disassembly.
CCGUGAAGCAUCUUGACAAAACAUGUCCGGGGCAGAAGAAACGAAUCCAUACGAGCUCCUCGGUCUGACAAUUGAGGCAACAGAGGCAGAAAUCCGUACAGCAUACCGGCAACGGUCGCUCAAAGUUCAUCCAGACAGGAACCGUGGAAACCCAGAUGCAGCACGCAAGUUCCACGAACUCAACCAGGCCUAUGAACUCCUGCUCGACCCGCUCCGGCGCAUGGCGCUGGAUGCGAAAGUGAGGAUCAAGGAGGCGCGGAAGGUCCGAUUUGCGUCAUACGACGCGAAGCGCAAGGGUCUCGUGGAGGAGCUUGAGGCGCGCGAGCGCGCGUUCAAGAAGGCACGCCUGGACAAGAAUGAGGAGGAGAGGGCACGGCAGCGCGAGAACGAGCGUCUCAUGGAGGAGGGUCGGAAGCUGCGCGAGGAACGAGAACGAAAGCUCCGGGAGCGAGAGGUGGAGAUGGAGGCGGCACAACAGGCUCGGACGAGUGAAUACGAGCCUCCUGCGUUAGGCGACCUUGACACGACAGUCCGCCUGAAGUACCCUCUGUCCUCCCAUCCCUCCCUCACUACACCGGCAAGCCUCGUCGAGUUGCUCUCGCGCUUCGGCAAGGUCGACGAGGACUCCAUUAAGCUUCUGCUCAAACCUUCGCCGCCCAAGAAACCGAAGCGCGUCAUUGCACUCGUGCCGUUCCGUCAAAUCGGUGGCGCCUUUGCCGCGGUAUGCGCAAGUGGGCGAGCAGAGAGCGGACUGGCGGGUAUCGAGGUGAACUGGGGAGAGGAUAAGGAGCCAGAAUUGAUCGGAUGGUUGAAGAAGAUGGGUAAGCUCGGGGUGCCGCACGAGCAGCCUGCCCGAGACAAGAAAGCGACAAACGUCUCAGCACCAGCAGCAGCGGGCGCUGCUCAACCGCCAGAAUCCUCAACUGGGGUUCGUGAGUCGACGACAUCAUCUUCUCCUUUCUCGUCGUUCCCAUCUACUUUCCCUGAUCUUAAUGCUCAACCAGUAACACCUUCAAUCAGCUCCGCGGAGAGCGCUGCUGGUCUGGACUACGAAUCGCUCACUCUGAUGCGUCUACGCCAGGCAGAACGUGCACGCCUUGAGCGAGAUAUCAGAGAGCGGGAGGCAGCGGGAGGCGAAUGACCUAUCUAUUAUUUGAAGCGUGCUGCUCCUUUGUCUCACCGAGAGACAGUUUAUGUGUAUCGCGUGGAUAGAUUUGACUACCUGUACGUAUGUGUUGAUCUCUGUACAUAGUUGUCCUUCAGGCAAACCUCAAGUGCGUGAUCAACCUAGAUUGUUGGUCCAUGAUGGAGUCGCUGUAGAACUCACUCUUGUGCCGUUGUAAAACAACUCGAUAAUGUAAUGUACUGCAUGUCGAGGUCGCUCACAACUCUGGAGCAAUGACUAUCCUCAC